Messenger RNA from Acanthoscelides obtectus, 540 nucleotides. NCBI's taxonomy places the organism in Eukaryota, Metazoa, Arthropoda, Insecta, Coleoptera, Chrysomelidae. The record is from the annotation of a GenBank genome assembly.
AUGUUAGACAGGAAAUAUCUACGAAGGAGGAGCCCACUGAUGAGUCAAUACCCUCAACUAGUGGAACUUCGAAGCAAACAACAGAUGUUCCCAAAAUUGAUUGAAGAAAACUUGGUUUCAUUUAUUGAAUGUUUGGACUAUUCCCUACCUCAGAACGAAGAAUUUCAAAAUAAAAUACGGAAAAGGAAAAGGAAUAGGCCGAAAACAACAUUCCUCCUAACAUCAACGCCUGUGAAAGUGGACUUAGAAAUAAAGAAAACGUUAAAAACUAUGAAAACAGAAAAAUUUAAAGAAAAACUGAAAAAGGAAUCAAAUUUAAAGAGGAAGAAAACUGCAAAAGUAGAGGAAAAGAAAGAACAAAGAAAGCUGUCAACCAAGAGAAAAAUUUUAAACAGCUCGAGCUCUAACGAUGAGUCUCUGAAGCUUAGCGAUAGUGAUGGCAAUAAUGAUAUAUUUUAUGUAGAAGGAGAAACGGGUGUCACAAACGAGCUUUGUCUGGAGAAUUCGGCAAAGACAAAGAGGUCUGAUAUCGCUGCGUAG